Messenger RNA from Pteropus alecto (black flying fox), 2264 nucleotides. RefSeq names its product histidine rich carboxyl terminus 1 (gene HRCT1). Lineage: Eukaryota; Metazoa; Chordata; Mammalia; Chiroptera; Pteropodidae. The record is from RefSeq and is a predicted model, not a curated record. The transcript has 3 exons. Bases 1248 to 1589 code for a protein of 113 amino acids.
GGGGGGAGAGGGUACUCAAACAGGAGGGCUCCUGGGGAUCAGUGGUCUCGGGGAUGCAGGUGCAGAGCCACAGCUUUGGGGAGGCCUUGUGUGAGGAAGAGCUUUGAGAACAACCUGAGAAGCCCACAGCAGAAAGGGCUGCCCAGGAAGAUAGUGGGUGCCCAUCUGGGAGGUUCUGAGCCAAAAGGACAAGUGCUCUUCUAGGAUGAACAGAGGGGAUUUGGGACUAGGAGGUGGGGAGGAGUCUAGGACUGCUCAGGUCCUACCUGUUAUGUAAAUUCUCCACCAGGCAGGAAUAGCAGGUGUUGGGCAGGGAGAGUGGGAUGGAGCAAGGAGCCUGCCCUUUAUGGCCAAUCGAGAUUGUUGAACUGGGAACCAGGAGGUUGAGACUGGGGCCUGGUCUCUCCUGCCUCCUUCAGCCAUGGGCUAAUACCUAGACUCUCUUGGCUCCCAGACCCAACAGGACCUAGGACCUAGGGACAGUUGUGCAGCCUCCCUGGAUGAUAAAAAUCUGCCAUAGGUGCCUCAUAGAGCUUCUGAAGUGUGUGACAAUUUGUUUGAGAUAACCUAACUCAGUUGACUCAGUCCCGGAGGAAUUUGUGGCCUGAAGGACAGGGAGCCACAGACUCUCAGAUGAAAAGUUCUCCCGAGUCGUCUAGUCCAAACUUCACUGCAAUAGUACUGAUGGCAAACAUGUGUCAGGAACUGGUUUAAGUGCUUUAUAAAUCUUAACUCCUUGAAUCCUCAGAAAACCCUAUGAGAGAAUAUAUUCUCCUUACUAGCCAUUUUACAGAUGCGAAAACGGGCACGGAGAGGUUAUGUAAUUUGUGCACAGUCACAGAGCUAGUGAGUCCUGUGCUUCCAGAACCCACAUUCUUAAUCUCUGUGCUGUACUGUCUCUAAAAGAGGAGGGAGCUGAGGCCCAGGGAGGGGAAAGGGCUGGCCUGGUCACUUGGCCAGGUAGCAGGCAUCAGGGCCUAGAUCUCUUAUUGCCAAACUUAGUCCCUUGCUGACAGUCCUCUGUUCCCACCCAGCCUCCCCUUGGGCCUCCCCAGAGUUAACAGUCACUGGGCCUCACCCAUGGACAGCAGCUCCAGCCCAAAGAGGCUGUGUCCACAUUCUCUGGCUGUUUUCCAGUCUGCAGGAGCAGAGAAAACAAAGUCCAGUGACUGUGAGGGCUGAGCAGAGGCCGCUGAAGGGGAGGAAGCAGCAGGAGCACCGAGCGGAGGGGACUGUCCGGCUCCUAGAUGCUAGGCCUCCUGGGGAGCACGACUCUCGUGGGCUUGAUCACAGGCACUGCUGUGGCUCUUCUGCUGCUGUUGCUGCUGCUGGCCACCUGCCUGCAUGGUGGACGGCAAGACUAUGAUGUGGAGAGGAAUCAUCCAGCUGUAAGGAGAAAUCGAGUCCGGCGGAUCCAGCCUUGGCUCUUCCCAGGCCGGGGCCACCUGGGACACUUGCACCGUCCCCAUCAUCCUGGCCAUGUGCCUCACGUGCACCAUGUGGGCCUCCAGCACCACCACCGCCACCACCAGGCCCACCACCAGGCCCACCACCAGGCCCACCAUCACACCCACCGUGGUCACCGCUGAUGCCUGUGGAUGGCAGCUUCUGCCCACCUACCAUCUCCAGAUGAGUGGACUCUCAUGUUCCUGCGCAGAAGGGCACCUCUCUGUGGUGAACACUGGUACUGUGCCUAGGUCCUGCUGGGGCUUCAUUUGCAUGUGGUGCCUUAGUGAACCACAGAGAAAGAGGAAAGCGGAACACCUGGGGUGGCCCUGUGCACACUGGAGGCCCUGAGGCAUGUUCCAAAUACCCCAGGAACAGCCGGAGGAAUUCCACAGGGAGGAAGGAGACCUCUUCUGAGGCCUGCAGCCUGUGUCUUGUCCUUCAAAUCCUCCUCCCUUCCUCAGUGCCCUAGGUCCACCCUAGCUCAUCCCCCAGCCUGGAUUCCCGGCACAGCCCCUCUGACUCUGCCCAGCCCCAGCCCUGCCCCUUUCUGAAGCAUCUCCAUGCUGUGGCCUGAGGGAUCUGCCGAAGGCCUCAUUACCCUUGGGAUGAAGUCUCUGCCUCUUGGUUGACCAUUCAAGGCCCCUGGUCUCUUUCAGCCUCCCCGCUUGCUCUUUUGUUCCAUUUGCAUUGCUUCAGUCAUCAACCCCAGAAAACCCUCGCUGUGUCUCUGUCUAAGAAGAAUUUGUUGCUCCCUCCUAUGGAUUUCCAAUUUAUUAUUUAUUAUUAAUUAAAUAAUACACUUAUUAUCAUUAUCA